This is a messenger RNA of Triplophysa rosa, 2078 nucleotides long. RefSeq names its product regulator of G protein signaling 12a (gene rgs12a). Gene Ontology annotation, molecular function: GTPase activator activity; protein binding. The coding region runs from base 138 to 2078 and encodes 646 amino acids. The record is from RefSeq and is a predicted model, not a curated record. The transcript has 4 exons. Lineage: Eukaryota; Metazoa; Chordata; Actinopteri; Cypriniformes; Nemacheilidae.
GCUUUGUAUUCGCAACAAUAGUGAAUGGAAGCGGUUUAAGUCUGUCGCGCGAAGUCCAAAAUACAGAAAAUAAAACUUUAAGAGUCGCAGUGGGGUAAGACCAGGACAACUACACCUGCAUCCUGUACUGCACCAACAUGAGAGUUCUGAAAUUAGACGAGUCUGUGAUGAGGCAGUUGGACUGUUCUUCCAGCCCAGCGGUCCGCAGGGUUGAGAUGGAGCGUGGCAGAGCUGGCUACGGAUUCACCAUUGCCGGCCAAGCACCCUGUGUCCUGCAUGGAAUAAUAAAAGGCAGUCCGGCAUACAGUGUCGGACUACGUCCUGGUGACCACAUCCUGCGCGUAAAUGAUAAGGAUGUAUCUGAGGAGUCACAUGAAGUUGUGGUGAAGCUCAUCGGCACAUCAUCACGGUCACUGUGUUUGUUGGUCACAUCAGGUGACAGGCAGACCCUGCGCCCCUGCUCCAGUGUCGAGGAGCGUGGUUGUCAAAGUAAGGAUAAAUUCCCAUGGCUCACUUCUGGAAAAAAUAACCCUUUCUCAGAAGAACCUAGUGGCAAUUACACGGGAGAACCAAUGCUUCAGUCAGUUGGAAGUUUUGAUACUAUUUUUGAAAUCUCAGAUCGAGGCACCAUGACCACACAACAAGAGAGGCAGAAAAAACAGAGACCUUUGUCCGAACCGAAUAUGUCUUAUUGGGUACAACAAUGCAGACCGAGAGGCCACCCUAUUAGUCUUCUGCAGAAUGAGAGGUCUCGAGUUAUGAGUGAGGACUCAGUUUUUUCAGACCUUCAAAAUCAGAAUGAUUUUGUGUCAGACUCAAGCCUCCUGAAUGUAGCAAUGAUUGUGGGAUACAUUAACUCUAUGGAACUGGAGUUAGUGAUGUCACAGUCUGAAGAGAAGGCAUUGCAAGCCAUUCGUGAAUGCAUCAGUCAGUUAGGUAUUGAGCAGAAGACCCAUUCGUUGGUCAUGAUGAAAAUUAAAUGCAACUGUGUUCAGCUUUGUGAUGACAGAGAUGCUGUUCUUGCAUCAUACCCUGCAGAGAGCCUGGCACUUUGCGUAAUUUGCAUAGAGGACAGCAGGUUUUUUGGUCUUGCCUCGAUUGAUUCCACCAAAAAUGGAGAUGAUGUAACAAAGACAGGCACUCUAAAGAUAUUGUGCCAUGUCUUUUUCAUAGAUCCAGAACUUUAUGACCACAAAGAGCACCAAAGCAUCAUGUGGCACUUUGGAAUUACGUGCACUCCAGAUCCAGACACUAAAGGCUGUUUGGAGUUUCCACAAACUCCCCACUCAAUUUCACACUUUGUGUCUGUCCUCAAUUCUGACAUGGGAGACUAUAUUGAAAAGCUGAGACUUAAACUUGACAGUCAAAAUCCAGAAGAAUGCCAGCAAAAUAUGCGGAACAGUGGCAGUGACAGUGGGAUUGGAAAUUUGUCACCAGAGGAUCAAAACAGCCUCACUGGCCAGUGGAGCUCUGCAUCUCCAAGCAUUUCAAACCCACUACCAGAUUAUUCCCAGCACAGGAAUAGUGCACUUCUCAAACCAGUGCGCAGGUGCCUCCUGUCAGAACCUCUAACAGGUCCUGCUCAAACGGUGGCUCAGGCAGGUGUCUCUGGUGGGGAAAAUGGUUCAGCUUUUACCCCUUUUCCUUUGAGUAUGCAAUCCAAUUUGACAUCUAAGCACAAAUGCAGUCAACACCGACCUUUAGGUUUAAAGGCCCGCUGGCAGAAAUCUCAUCCCAAUAGCGUUGAGAGCUUGGUGGAGAAGGACAAUGAUGGGCCCGGAGGUAAAAAUAACCUCCUUCCACCCGCUAUGGAACAAAUUCCAACUCUCAGAUACAAACCGCUAGAAGACCUCAAACACCCUCAGAGCUGCAGGCUCUUCAGCAGUGCAUCGAAACAAAAGGAAGUUGAAAACAAGGGAUCCAUAUUUUGGGCACUUACUAAAGGACGCUCCUCUAUUCGAAGGACUGUGGGUCCCGCUAAACGACUCAGCCUGGCUCAUUCACUCAAUGACCUUGAGUCGGCUGCUACAGGCGGGGGUGAGUACUCUGUUUUAACCAUUUUUACCAAACUGAAUUAA